This is a messenger RNA of Fusarium falciforme, 1029 nucleotides long. RefSeq lists its product as hypothetical. The transcript has 2 exons. Bases 64 to 1029 code for a protein of 321 amino acids. NCBI's taxonomy places the organism in Eukaryota, Fungi, Ascomycota, Sordariomycetes, Hypocreales, Nectriaceae. Gene Ontology annotation, cellular component: TRAPPIII protein complex. The record is from RefSeq and is a predicted model, not a curated record.
AACACGCAGAGACUACAACUCUGUGCCGUCCCCAUAGUCGCUUUAGAGCUGCAACAUGGCAAGAUGAGCCAUCAACGAUACCCCUCCCACGAUCCCGUCAAGGAACCCCAUUCCAUCUCCCUCAAGGUCCUUCGACUAUCACGCCCUUCGCUCGUCACUCAGUAUCCCAUCGAUCCUCCCUCCUCGAUAGGCGCGACUGUCAAGCCAGCCCCAGCCCCGGCAUCGCUUGCUUACCGCUCCGAAACUACAUCGAACCCGUCACCGUUCCUCCUCAGCCCCAUCGUCAACCUUCCCGUGUCAUUUGGCUCGGCAUACGUUGGUGAGACGUUUAGCUGCACGCUCUGCGCCAACAAUGACCUUCUGCCGGACGUACCUAAGAACAUCCGCGAUGUGCGCAUCGAGGCCGAGAUGAAGACGCCCGGCUUGGGUGCCGUCCAGCGCCUCGAGCUUGGUCCGCCCACCGACAAACCUGAGGCGGACCUUGACUCUGGCGGCACGCUGCAGAGGGUCGUCUCGUUCGACCUCAAGGAGGAAGGCAACCACGUCCUGGCGGUGACGGUCAGUUACUACGAGGCGACUGAGACGAGUGGGCGCACAAGGACGUUCCGCAAGCUCUAUCAGUUCAUCUGCAAGGCGUCACUGAUUGUGCGUACAAAGGUCGGGCCUCUCAAGGCUGCGGCCGGCGACGGACAGCCGCGGCGGUGGGCGCUUGAAGCACAGCUGGAGAACUGCAGCGAGGACGUGGUGCAGCUGGAAAAGGUGGUGCUGGACACAGAGCCCGGGUUGCGGUACCGCGACUGCAACUGGGAGGCGAGCGGGAGCACCAAGCCGGUGCUGCACCCGGGCGAGGUGGAGCAGGUGUGUUUCGUGGUGGAGGACAGCAGCGGCACCGGGACGUCGGGCGGCGACGUCGAGGUGACACCAGACGGGAGGAUCAUAUUUGGGUCACUGGGCAUUGGCUGGAGGGGCGAGAUGGGGAACCGAGGAUUCCUGUCAACCGGCAAGCUGGGCACGCGAGUGGCACGGUGA